Messenger RNA from Erythranthe guttata (spotted monkey flower), 1448 nucleotides. It is a transcript of the gene TIM, whose product is annotated as triosephosphate isomerase. Gene Ontology annotation, cellular component: cytosol. NCBI's taxonomy places the organism in Eukaryota, Viridiplantae, Streptophyta, Magnoliopsida, Lamiales, Phrymaceae. The record is from RefSeq and is a predicted model, not a curated record. Gene Ontology annotation, biological process: gluconeogenesis; glycolytic process; glyceraldehyde-3-phosphate biosynthetic process. Gene Ontology annotation, molecular function: triose-phosphate isomerase activity.
CAUAUUAGAGAGAUGUUUCUCUGACCCCUGGUAUUCAGAUAGAGAGAUAACACUGAGUGAACUCAGAGUUACAGUACCAACAAUCCCCCCACCAAUGGCCGUAGUAUCCACCUCACUCAGCGGCGCCACCGCCGUCACCGGCCAGUUGACUCAGUUCUCCGGCCUCCGCAAAUCUUUCCUCAAGCUCGACAACUCCAAUCACAACUCGACUCAGUCGCUUUUCCAAAAUGUCGACUCGCAUCUCCGCCUCGCUUCCUCUAAUAAAGGCUGCCGCGGCGUCGUUGCCAUGGCGGGAUCCGGCAAGUUCUUCGUUGGUGGAAACUGGAAAUGCAAUGGGACGAAAGACUCCAUAAGCAAGCUUGUUACCGAAUUGAACAGUGCUGCAUUGGAAUCUGAUGUUGAUGUUGUUGUAGCUCCUCCUUUUGUUUACAUUGAUCAAGUAAAGAGCUCGUUAUCUGAUAGGAUCGAAAUAGCUGCCCAGAAUUGUUGGGUUGGAAAAGGUGGAGCUUUUACUGGAGAAAUUAGUGUGGAACAAAUUCAAGACCUUGGAUGCAAGUGGGUUGUUCUUGGGCACUCUGAGCGAAGACAUGUAAUUGGAGAAGACGAUCAAUUCAUCGGGAAGAAGGCUGCAUAUGCCCUGAGUCAAGGUGUAGGAGUAAUCGCAUGCAUUGGGGAGUUACUGGAAGAAAGAGAAGCUGGAAAAACCUUUGAUGUUUGUUUCAAGCAACUGAAGGCUUAUGCUGAUGCUGUCUCAAGUUGGGAUAACAUUGUGGUUGCAUAUGAGCCAGUAUGGGCAAUUGGAACCGGUAAAGUGGCCUCACCAGAGCAGGCUCAAGAAGUGCAUCUAGCUGUUCGCGAGUGGCUGAGCAAGAACGUAUCAGCCGAAGUUUCUUCUAAAACACGUAUCAUUUACGGAGGUUCGGUAAACGGAGGCAAUUGUGCUGAGCUUGCAAAGAAAGAAGAUAUUGAUGGAUUUCUAGUGGGAGGAGCAUCCCUAAAGGGUCCCGAAUUCGCCACUAUCAUUAACUCAGUGACUUCCAAGAAAGUGGCUGCAUGAUUUAUUGGAUCAACACAAAGAAUAAUGGCUCAGAGAAUCAAAUUAGUACACAGCGGCUGAAAUCAGGAGCCAUUAUCCUCUCCAUAAACAUGUAGUGAUUUAUUACAAAACACCCUAUCAUGUAAUUUUUGAAUCACAAUUCUUUUUCUUCUUCACCAGAAUAAUAAUAAUAAUGUAUUGUAGCAGUGGGUUCAAUAAGGUUUUGGUAAAACUUGCACUCUCAAUACUAGGAAUCAUGCAUCAGUUUUGGAAUUGUUUGUCUGCGUUUUUAUCUCAUAUUUUAUUACAAAUUUAUUUAUUGCAUGAAGAUUUGUACUCAUGGCUUUCAUUCACUGUAUGUGAACUAUUGAGAUGAGAAUAGAUACAAUUAGUUGUAUCUAAUACUUAUGGU